This is a messenger RNA of Racocetra fulgida, 428 nucleotides long. The record is from the annotation of a GenBank genome assembly. NCBI's taxonomy places the organism in Eukaryota, Fungi, Glomeromycota, Glomeromycetes, Diversisporales, Gigasporaceae.
AAGAUAAAGAGUCAGAGGAAGAAAUCUAUACAAGUUCAUCUCAAACCUUAUAUAUUCAAUGUGGCUAUCCAAAAUUAAGUAAUAAUAAUAUUAAUAAACAGAAAGAACAAGAUUAUCCUUGUAAACAUGACCAUGAGCAUGAGCAUAGCUGUGGUCAUAGUUGUGGAUGUAGUCACAAACAGGUUUCUCAAAAUAAUUUUUCUAAUAUCUGUUUAAUAAAUAUCCAUAUUGAGUUUUUAAUAAACAAAACUACUGCGCACCUUCAGCCAAUGGAUGCAGGAAUAAUUUACAGUUUUAAAGAAUUAAAAGAAGGUGAUGCAAGUGAUACUGAUAAAGAACCACCUGAAAUUUCUAUUAUUGAAGAGUUAAUUGGAUUAAAAAAAUUCAUUAGUUUCUUGAGCAACAAAAAAGUACUGACUUUAAUGUGA